GCAGGUCAGACCCGAGCCGCACCGCACCGCACGAAUCCUAUCGCCGAGAGAAAGUCUUUGGGUUUGGGGAACGCCGGCGGGAGAUGGGCAACGCCGGGAGCGCGGGCUCGCCGGAGCAGGCGAAGAAGCCGGAGCAGGCCGACGGCGGGGGCGGGGGCGGGGCCCCGCCGUCCACGGUGCGGUUCUUCCCCGCCGCCGCGCAGCACACGGCCAGGCAGCCGCCGCCGAUUAAGCUGGAGGGGGAGGACCUGCCGCCGCCGCCGGCCGAGGGCGUGGAGGAGGACAUGGCCGCCCCCCGCAACCUCUGGCAGGUGUACGCGCUGGGAGCGUUCCUCGUGGCGCGAUGGGGCUGGGCCAAGUGGCAGGAGAGCAAGGACCGAGACGACUCCGCGGAUGGCCAGUUGCCGCCGCCGGCUGCUUCAUCCUAGGUCCAUCUCCUGCCACCGCAAGGACUGACCGGGCUCCGCUUCCGGUCUGAACCAUCACUGUUAGUUGCAGCAAAGUAGAUGAACGUCGCCGAACUUCCUCUCAAAGGUAGCGGUUGCGGCGACGACGAGUUGAUGGCGUUGCAUCAUCGCGAUCAGAGGUUUUUCCUCCCACCAUCGUCGCUGUGUAACCGGAUAAUGUGUGGAUUCGCAACAAGUUGUUUAUGAGACUUGUGCUGCUACUGAAUAUGUGCCGAUGAGUCGAAACCUGGCAAUGUCUUUCCAGCACGAAUCAUACAUAACUCGACGGAUUAUUUCA
This is a messenger RNA of Triticum aestivum (bread wheat), 744 nucleotides long. RefSeq lists its product as uncharacterized. Gene Ontology annotation, cellular component: chloroplast. NCBI's taxonomy places the organism in Eukaryota, Viridiplantae, Streptophyta, Magnoliopsida, Poales, Poaceae. The transcript has 2 exons. Bases 84 to 428 code for a protein of 114 amino acids. The record is from RefSeq and is a predicted model, not a curated record.